GUAAAUUCGUGCAAAUCGUCAAUGAACCCCAGAAUAACGCUAUAGGUGUUAGAGCGCGCUUCUAUCUCUCAAAAUUUUCACCUCUGAACAAAUACUCAUCAAACUAGCGUAAAGUAGAGAAGACUCUGUUUACUUGAGUUGUCUGAAGUCGACGUCUAUCUGUUAAAAAGGUCUAUCUUCGUUCUCCUUUGUGGAUCGAUCAGACGUUUAAGAUAGCUUGUGUAUCAAAGUACCCGAAGUAACAGGCUGUAGAACGAAGAACAUGCCUUGUGCAAUAAAUUACAAUUGUUCCAAAGAAAGUGAAGGGACAUUACUGUUGCCAAUAUUGAACGAAAGUGAGUGGUCUAAAGCCGUGCGUAUAAUAUUUUACUUCGUGGCAUUAAUAUGGUCUUUUACUGGAGUGGCUAUAAUCGCAGAUGUCUUCAUGUGCGCUAUUGAGACGAUUACAAGCAAGGUAAAAAUAGUUAAAGUUGCUAAGCCAGGACCCGGCAGCCGUUCCGAGGAUGUUGAGGUUCGUGUCUGGAAUGACACAGUUGCCAAUCUAACGUUAAUGGCGCUCGGCUCGUCUGCACCGGAAAUACUCCUCUCGAUCAUCGAGAUUGUCGGUGCAAGUUUCAAAGCAGGGAAACUGGGCCCUAGCACGAUCGUGGGUUCAGCUGCUUUUAAUCUUCUUGUGAUAACAGGUGUAUGUGUUAUGGCAAUACCUAAUGGCCAGGUACGGACUAUCAAAUCCCUGAAAGUGUUCGGUUUGACUGCGGUGUGCUCCGUAUUUGCUUACAUAUGGCUCGUUAUUGUGCUUCGUGUACAUAGUGAAAACAUUAUCGAUCUCUGGGAAGCAAUUUUCACCUUUUUGCUUUUUCCCAUUCUUGUUAUCCUGGCGUAUAUGGCUGAUAAAGAGUUGGGCUGUAGCUCUUCAAGGGAUGUCGAGCCGUCUGAAGACAUUGGCAUGUUAGAGUUGGCCGAAGGUUCGCGUGUGCUACAGGUGUCUACGAAAGAUCCUGAAAUUAUACAAUUUAUCAAGGAUUUGAAUCAGAAUUCUGACUUUUCCGAAGAGGAAACCGCGAAACUUGUUGCCUUGCGGAUACAAGCCAGGACACCAAAGAAUUAUGGGUAUUAUCGUGUUGGUGCUAUAAGAGGAAUUGGUGGCGGUAAAAAACUCACUCCACCGAUGAAUACAGGCUUACAUGAAGCAUACGAUGAACUCAGCGAGGUUGGUUUCAUGUCGACGGCUUUAUCUCACCUUCGACCUCGUGAACCUCCGAAGUCGAUGGUCGAAUUCGCCUCUCCAAAAUACGCUGUCUUGGAAAGUGACAAGUUGGUUACUAUUACCGUUUUAAGAACAGGGAAUACAAAGAUAACAGCAGUUGUUGAUUUUGAAACAAUUGACGGCACAGCCAAUGCUGAGUCCGACUUUGUUGCAAAGAAAGAGACGCUUGUUUUUGAACCUGACGAAAUCAAGAAGGAAGUACCGAUUGAGAUAAUUGACGAUAACGAAUGGGAGGAAGAUGAGGUUUUCUUUGUGAAGCUUUCUAUUCACGAACCUGCUGAUGAAAACGUUGAGAUAGGACAUCAGAGUAUCACUGAGAUCACAAUAAUUAACGAUGAUGAACCUGGCGUAAUAGCUUUCCAAAAACCAAGCUACGUUGUAAAAGAAAGCAUCGGCAAAGGCAGUUUUCUCUUGGAGCGUACCAAAGGUACUGAUGGCCGAGUUACCGUUUCCUGGGUGACCAAAGACCAAUCAGCAAUCAACGGUAAAGAUUAUAUUGGCGGCAAGGGUACUGUUAUCUUUGAACAUGCCGAACAAGUAAAGACGAUUGACAUUGAGAUAAGCGACGAUAAAGAUUUCGAAAAAGAUGAGACGUUCAUUAUUGAAUUGAAGGAUCCUACUGGUGGUGCGAAACUUGGCCGACUACAGAGUACAAUUGUAACUAUUGUGAACGAUGACGAAUACAAGAAGGUGCUCGAUCGUGUAGUUGGCCUUACUCAUCUUAACCUCAAUCGCAUGGCACUCGGCUCGGAGACCUGGGGACAACAGUUUCGCACGGCCAUGACUGUAAAUGGUGGCGACAUCGAGAAUGCGUCAUCGAUGGAUUACUUCAUGCAUUUCGUCACAUUUCCAUGGAAAAUUAUCUUUGCCAUUUGUCCACCUUGUACAUGGUUUGGUGGAUGGCUGGCAUUCUUUAUUGCCUUGGCAAUGAUUGGUCUUCUCACAGCAAUAGUCGGUGACCUUGCUACUAUCUUUGGUUGUCUGGUUGGUCUCAAGAAGGAAGUGACGGCAAUUACGUUUGUCGCUAUGGGAACCAGUCUACCUGAUCUUUUUGCCAGUAAAACCGCGGCAAUUUCGGAACAUGCGGACGCAUCCGUGGGUAACGUCACGGGUAGUAAUAGUGUUAAUGUGUUUCUGGGUCUGGGUACCCCCUGGGUUAUUGCUGCUGCUUAUUGGCUCGCUAAGGGUGAAGAUUUUAAGGUAGAAGCCGGAGCACUGACUAUCAGUGUGAUUGUUUACGCCAUAUGUGCAACAGUAUGUUUACUUUUCCUCGUGUUGCGUCGUCGACUUGCGUUGUUCGGCAAUGCUGAAUUAGGUGGUGUAUCAAACAUGAAAUAUGUUACUGGUGCUUUCUUCAUCUCGUUGUGGUUCUUCUACAUCAUUAUAUCGUCACUUGUAUCCUAUGACGUCAUUGAGGCGAAAAUUUGAACCAAGGCAACGCAUGGGGAUAUUUUUAAUGGUAAAAAUUCUUUGUUCUACAAGUACGCAAAAAACGAUCUCUAAUUCGAACUCUAAUUCUACAUAGAACUUGGUUAUAGCUGACGCAUUGGAUUAGGGAUCAAUUUUGCAUGACGUACAACACUUUACACCAAAUUGCAACCUUUUUAAUUCUCUUACAUGGAGCCCUCGCAUUUCACUCUUAAUCCUGAUCCAAUCUACUCUUACGUGAGUCCUUAUAUUUCAUUCUUAAUCCUGAUCCAAUCCAAUGCGUUUGCCUCUCUGGUGGUUUGUUUCUUGAUUUGUUUGGGAAUUUCCUUAAAAUUUUGAAAUUGUUUAAUCGUUUAACAUUCAUCCGCUAUAAAUAUUUUUGUAAUUUAAUGAAAUCACUUGUAAAAAAUGUGUGGCAAUAAGAUUUGUGUAGGAAAAUACUUAUGUUGGAGAAGGAGGUUAGAUCUGACGUAAAAAUUUUGAAUUGAAUUCUUUGCACAAAUCUUUAAUAACAACAUAACAGUAGUAUAUAGAGCGUCGUUUCUGGCGCACCUCACACCUUGAGACCUAGUAAACCACGCUCUAUAUACUACUAUAACGAAGGGUUUUAGUACAUCUCUUCGCUAUGGUAAAGUGUAAUUUGACUAAUUUCUAUCAUUUUCUGUGAUUGUAUGAUGUACUUAUAUAUAAAAUCAAAGCAUAAAUCCAUCCGAAAUUCUACAUUGACUAUAAUCUGCUGAUAUUAGAAAAGGCAUAAACUAUGUAUACUGUAUUUCUUAAUGUGUAAUAAAUGGUAGAGAUGA
Molecule: messenger RNA, 3498 nt
Organism: Xenia sp. Carnegie-2017
Lineage: Eukaryota; Metazoa; Cnidaria; Anthozoa; Malacalcyonacea; Xeniidae
Product: sodium/calcium exchanger 3-like
Biological process (GO): calcium ion transport; transmembrane transport; cell communication
Cellular component (GO): membrane
Molecular function (GO): calcium:sodium antiporter activity
Source: RefSeq, a predicted model, not a curated record